CUGCGCCGGCGCGCGGAGCGGUGCAUUUUGGGACAUGUAGUUUUCUCGCGGCAUUGUGGGAGUCGUGGUUCGUGUUCUGGCGGCGAGCUGGAUCUUCCGUGGCCUGGAGUUGACAGUGAGACCUGCCGCUCCGGCCCCCUCUCCAACUUGCCUGAGUGGAGUGGCCCGCACUGACCAGGAGGGAGCUCUCAGUUGGCCCAGCAUGAACUGGAAGGUUCUUGAACACGUGCCCCUGCUGCUGUAUAUCUUGGCAGCGAAAACAUUAAUUCUCUGCCUGGCGUUUGCCGGAGCCAAAGUAUACCAAAGGAAAAAAUUGGAAGCAAAACGGCAAAAACUGGAAGCUGAAAAGAAGAAGCAGUCAGAGAAGAAGGAUAACUAAAGGGAAAUCAAAGAUUGAAAAGUAGCCCCCACCGUACAUGGUGAAGAGCAGAACCAGAACUGAACCCAGGUUGAACGUUCAACCCCAGUGUGUCCCUCCCGGUCACACUGUGUCCUGGUCCUGAAUGCCGAGUUCAGGGAGGGAGCUGCGGGAAGCGCUCAGCUCCUGUUUCUCACCCCAGGGGAGGAGACCGUCCUCUCACUGGUCCUUAGUGAGCUGGAUGCCCUGCCAGGCCAAAGAAGUUAUUGUUAUGAAAUCUUGCCUUUUUUUAAAAAAAAGAUGUUUUGGGGGCUUCCCUGGUGGCACAGUGGUUGAGAGUCCGCCUGCCUAUGUAGGGGACACGGGUUCGUGCCCCGGUCCGGGAAGAUCCCACA
Messenger RNA from Lagenorhynchus albirostris (white-beaked dolphin), 753 nucleotides. It is a transcript of the gene SMIM11, whose product is annotated as small integral membrane protein 11. The coding region runs from base 203 to 379 and encodes 58 amino acids. The transcript has 4 exons. The record is from RefSeq and is a predicted model, not a curated record. Lineage: Eukaryota; Metazoa; Chordata; Mammalia; Artiodactyla; Delphinidae.